Molecule: messenger RNA, 1168 nt
Organism: Pan troglodytes (chimpanzee)
Lineage: Eukaryota; Metazoa; Chordata; Mammalia; Primates; Hominidae
Product: nuclear pore complex-interacting protein family member B15
Exons: 5
Coding region: 168-1103 (311 amino acids)
Source: RefSeq, a predicted model, not a curated record
AGGAGUUCGAGACCACCCUGGCCAACAUGGCAAAACCCCAUCUCCACAAAAAUUGGAUAAUUUGAUAAUUAUCAUUAUUGGGUUUCUGAGACCUUACACAUUUACCAUUCUCUUCUGCACAAAUUACCUUUGUGUGUCUUUCCUGAAGACUAUCUUCUGGUCUCGAAAUGGACAUGAUGGAUCCACGGAUGUACAGCAGAGAGCCUGGAGGUCCAACCGACGUAGACAGGAAGGUAUGGCUCUCUUGGAGUCCCCAUAGUGUGGAAAUGAGUUUGCCCUGGAAAGGGAAAGAACAGCUUCUUGCCCUCAGGUUUCUCACCUUCUCCUCUCCUCACUCUCACCAAGGGCUGAGGUCCAUUUGUAUGCACACAAAGAAAAGAGUUUCUUCCUUUCCAGGAAAUAAAAUUGGCCUGAAAGACGUCAUUACUCCAUGGAGACAUGUGGAAAGAAAAUUUAGAGCGAAAAUCCAUAAGAGGAAGGUGACAACGAAAAUCAACCAUCAUGACAAAAUCAAUGGAAAGAGGAAGACCGCCAGAAAACAGAAAAUGUUUCAACGUGCGCAAGAGUUGUGGCGGCGGGCAGAGGACUACCACAAAUGCAAAAUCCCCCCUUCUGCAAGAAAGCCUCUUUGCAACUGGGUCAGAAUGGCGGCAGCGGAGCAUCGUCAUUCUUCAGGAUUGCCCCACUGGCCCUACCUCACAGCUGAAACUUUAAAAAACAGGAUGGGCCACCAGCCACCUCCUCCGACUCAACAACGUUCUAUAACGGAUAACUCCCUGAGCCUCAAGACACCUCCCGAAUGUCUCCAUCGUCCCCUUCCACCCUCAGUGGAUGAUAAUCUGAACGAGUGUCUCCUUAUCCCUCUUCCACCCUCUCCUCUUCCAGCCUCAGUGGAUGAUAAUCUCAAGACUCCUCCCUUAGCUACUCAGGAGGCCGAGGCGGAAAAACCACCCAAACCCAAGAGGUGGAGGGUGGAUGAGGUGGAACAAUCACUGAACCCCAAGAGGCGGAGGUUGAGUAAGCUGAGAACACGCCAUUGCACUCAAGCCUGGGCAAUAAGAAUAAAUCCGUGGGUCGAAAAAAAGAAAAAAAUCAAAAAAUAAAACAAAACCCACACUCCAAAAACAAACUAACAAAGAAUAAAUAAACAAUAUAAAAAUAAAAUAAA